Molecule: messenger RNA, 1141 nt
Organism: Pseudonaja textilis
Lineage: Eukaryota; Metazoa; Chordata; Lepidosauria; Squamata; Elapidae
Gene: RWDD3
Product: RWD domain containing 3
Biological process (GO): positive regulation of protein sumoylation; positive regulation of hypoxia-inducible factor-1alpha signaling pathway
Molecular function (GO): protein binding
Source: RefSeq, a predicted model, not a curated record
GGGCGACAGCGAGAAGUCGCCUUGCCGCCAUGUCGGCGUUAGCGUUGGAGGAGCUGUCUGCCAUUGCUGCUAUUUACUGUGGGCGGGAAGAAUGCGAAGUGCUGGAAGUGUCAGAAACAAAUGGAAUCUCAUUCAGGAUCCAGACCAGCGUGAAAGGAUCUUCAGGCACAGACAUAUUAUUAAAGUUGUUGUUUCAUCUACCACUCAGUUACCCAUCAAGCUUGCCAAACAUCUCUCUUCAUUCUGAACAACUUACAAGGACACAGUGUCUUGCUGUGAGAGCAAGAUUGCUUGAAGCAGCAGCAAGUCGUUUGUCUCAGCCCAUGGUACACGAGUUGAUCCUCUGGAUAGAGCAGAAUUUUCAGUCUAUCAUUAAAGAAGCUGAAAUUCCAGCCUGCGAUGGGCAAAAUACUCUGUCAGUGAAAAUACCCGAGGACAAUGACAUCUGGACUGUCCUUUUGCAUUUAGACCAUAUGAGAGCCAAAGGAAAAUAUAUCAAAAUGGUUGAAAAAUGGUGUAGAGAUCUUGACUUGGCAGGAAGACUGAUGUUUAUGGGCAAGAUGAUUCUCAUACUACUUCAAGGAGACAGGCAGAACAUUAAGGAAUACCUUAUUCUCCAAAAAACUAGCAAAGUGGAUGUGGAUUCGAGCGGAAAGAAGUGUAAGGAGAAAAUGAUGAGCGUACUCUUUGAAACAAAAGUACAGGCUGAACACAGAAGGUUUCAGGCAUUUGAAGUCAAAGACUAUUCAACGUUGGAUGAGCUACAACAUGAAUUUGAGGCCGCAGGACUCGCAAAACUGUUCAGUGAGUUUGUGUCGGUUCAGUUAAAGUAAUUCUGAAGCAAGCCCACACAACUGUGACUUAAACUGUCACUGAAUAUAUCGAAUGGAAGAGGAAGAUAACACAGAAGGUUUGGUGAUGAACAGAUCCUAAAGGUUUUCCGAAGCAAACUGUCACAAAAAAGCCAUCUCCUUACACAAAGCAUAAGACACUUUUCACAGUAGAACAGAUGUUACUUUGUUGUGUGCCCUGACAGCAUUUUCUUAGUAACUGUUGAAAGUUUUAACAGUUGAUACUUAAGAACUAUAGGUCAGGUGUGAAGGGAUUGUUGUAGUUCUUGGGAUUUGGAAACCUAAUUUUG